Messenger RNA from Hibiscus syriacus, 870 nucleotides. RefSeq lists its product as uncharacterized. The record is from RefSeq and is a predicted model, not a curated record. Lineage: Eukaryota; Viridiplantae; Streptophyta; Magnoliopsida; Malvales; Malvaceae. The transcript is spliced from 2 exons. Bases 85 to 576 code for a protein of 163 amino acids.
CGACACCUUCUCGACCACUAUCACCGCCGCUCACGCUAGGCGUUACUUGUAGAAGGAUUUUCUCUUUAUUAGUAUUUAAGCGCCAUGGCAACAUUUACUGCUAUAGCUUUGGGUAGGUUGUUAGAACCUGGAGCCUCCAGGUUUGUUGAGGACUCGGGUCCUAAUUUAAAACCACCAAUCCCCAAGCCCAAGCCUAUUACUAACUCAAAGAUGGAUAGGAGCAGCAAUACAUCGGCAACAAGGAAGUUUAUUCUCCCCCAAAUAUCACCUUCCCUCUAUGCUACUCCUGAGGCAACCCCACUACCCGAUUCACCAACUUCUUUUUCUCCUCCUUACAUCAUCAAUCACAAGUGUCGUGCGCCUCACCUUUCGAAGAGCUUUUCCGAGGACAAUGUGUCACCUCGGGAAAAAACCCUUGAAGACGAUGAGAUUAAUGGAGAAGGAAAAUUGGCAGAGAGCAAAUCUGUUGAUCGACUGAAGGAUGGUUUUGUUUUCUUUAGCAUUCCUAAACCUAAUGAAGAGGAACAUGAGAAUGGUGCCGCCCAUAGUUGUCCUAUCAUCAUAGAGCUAUCAUAGAGCUUGAAAACACUUUCCAUGGUGGUUCCAUUCAGGAGCACAUGAAUGAUUUCCAUGAUGGUGAAUUUGGGAGCUAUAAUUGUGAAGUUGAAAGCAGCCAAAUAAAUAAUGGUUUACCUAUGGAUGCUUCUGUGCUGAAGAUUGGACCAUUGAACUUGGAUAGAUGUGACAGUGAAGAUUUCUUUGAUCCGGAUGAAUCAAUAAGUCUAGCAAGUAAUACCGAGGGAGGAGAUGAUAUUGGGGCUGAAAGUGCUGCAAGGUUUGCUACACCAGGAGUAUAGUUUUUUGAUGCAU